AUGCUGCACUCUGAAGAAACAUCAGCGGCAACUGCCGUAACAAGUCUGAAGAGAAAACGAAUAUUAUCAGCAGAAGAAAUACAUGCGGCAGAAGUGUACUAUCAACUCUCACUACAGUAUCAAUGGCAACUAUUUCAAUCUCUCUCUACAUUACAGUCUAAUAAUAAUAAUAAUGACAGUGAUAAUCAGGCGGAGCAAGCAAAACUUACACUCGGUCGAUGGAUAAACACAAUGCUCGCCAGUCAUUUACCUCAAGAACCGCAGGGAAAUAAAGAAAAUCAACAAUAUAAAGAAAAGUACUCUUAUGGAGAUGAUUUGCGAGAGUUGUUUUUGCGGCUGCAGCAUCAGCAGCAGUCUUUUGCAGAUAAUAACAAUACCUAUGGGAAGCGUGGAAGAAAUGUAGAGGUAUUGCAGUAUUAUAUGCCAAAUAUAUGGAGUCUUCUUAUAUGA
Messenger RNA from Trypanosoma theileri, 450 nucleotides. RefSeq lists its product as uncharacterized. The record is from RefSeq and is a predicted model, not a curated record. The coding region runs from base 1 to 450 and encodes 149 amino acids. The transcript has a single exon. NCBI's taxonomy places the organism in Eukaryota, Euglenozoa, Kinetoplastea, Trypanosomatida, Trypanosomatidae.